Messenger RNA from Fusarium graminearum PH-1, 2907 nucleotides. RefSeq lists its product as uncharacterized. Bases 1 to 2907 code for a protein of 968 amino acids. NCBI's taxonomy places the organism in Eukaryota, Fungi, Ascomycota, Sordariomycetes, Hypocreales, Nectriaceae. The record is from RefSeq and is a predicted model, not a curated record. The transcript has 4 exons.
AUGGAUUCAAAAACUCGUCUAUCAGUGGACAGUAUAAAUCCUGGCUCAGGAUCUUCAGCCCUACGGCGCCUUACUCGAAGUCCCUGUCAUCGAAUAAGUCUGAGGCGAUUCAGUAUCGACUCAGCAUCCUCUUCUGCUUCAUCUGUUGUAUCAUACGACAGUGAAGCAUCAUCAAGUUGCGUGACCCGCGAUACCUCGAGUGACGACUGUGCUCUUCAUCGAUUCAUCGUCUGGGCUGCCGUCAAGCGAAAUGCAUGCGACAAACUGACUCCCCAGGAGAAGCUGGAAUGUCCGAUGUUGCGAUGCCGCAAGCGAUUUCCCAACCACGAACUCAUGCUCCAGCAUCUAUACUCAUGUAGCUGGCUGUCCUCGAGACAUCCUUCUAGGAGAAGAAAGAUAUUGUCCAUGGCAAAGAGCUUCUUCAACUCUCUCGGCCACAAGUCCAAACACCCAACCCUAUCGGAUUUCGAUCUCGACCUCGACCUUGUUGAUCCUGAGGCACCACCCAGCUAUGAUUUAGCCGUGGCCCCGAAUGAGCUUGAACUUCCAUCGAACGAGAUCCACGAGAUAGGCUCCAGUGGCCUAGCUCUGCAUCCUAUCAUAGAGAAUGAGCAUGAGCAUGAGGCAGAACCCGAUUUGGCCCCCAUGCCCACCCCAUUCAUCUCAUCGUUGCCUAUUCCAAGCCGGGCUCUGCCUAAUCACCCCGCAGAGCUCGAAUCAGAUGCAGCUUCUGGAGAGCCCUUCGAUUUCAUAUUCCCGCCAGGCACGGUUCACCCUGUAAGUCUCACAGACACUGGCUGCAACACGGCUUUGGCAAGGCCCACCCUCCAACUACACACGUCAGGUUUGGAAGAUUAUCGACGAGAGCAAAAGAGGCGGAGCAAGGGCCAAGUGGCACCCAGCACCUCAGUUCGGUCGACAGCCAGUACAAACUCAACUUCGAGCACAAACACCACAGACACUACCUUUAGCAAAGAGAGCUUCAACAUCUCCCCCAUCUCAGCAUACUCCGAUCAAUGGGCAAGUGCACCAGUGUUUGACUCGGACUUCCGUUCAUCUGAGAAUGACUUUGGAAACCCAGGAGGCCUCCUCAGGGCAAACUCGUUCGCCAUAUCUCGCAAGGCACCCGCGGCUAAGGACUGGGAGUCGUUGGACAAAAAGGCAGACUCGCCCUAUGACUCCCACUUGCGCGAGUGCCCCACAGACUUCCCAAUGUUGGGUGCCUUGCCUUCUGGCAACACCUUCCACGACCCUCUUGCUCUUGUCCAGCUAGUCUUUACUCUGAAUGACUCUUCACUUCCCACCGACUUCGAUCUCGAGUCGAACCUCACUCUUACCAAUAAUCAUGCAGUCAUGUCACCAUCAAUGGCUUCCACACUACCACAACCAACGGCCAGCUCAUAUCACAAUCCUCGAUCUCUCAUCGACACAAUAUGGCGUACUCUCAAAUUGCAUGUCGCCGAUUCUAUGAGUAAACUCGAUCAUAUUACCAAAAACCCUCUCGUCACACAGCUCAAAAGCUUAUCUGCCGAGACGAUAGCUGCAAAUGGCCUCCAAAUUCUCGUCGAUAUCAUCGAAGGCCGUCAGCCCACUGUCCCCGUAGACAUUCUGUGCUUUGUUCACCUGGGCUAUUGUUUCUCUCUCAUCGCUCACGAACAAGAUGCUACAAAUCGAUCUGCAGAACUCUUCGGCCAGGCCAUGUCGUACAGUGCUUUAUUCUCACGGGAAGAUAUUCGACUGUAUAUACAGGUUGUCAAAGCUCUCUGGAAACCAGCUGCAAUGACUGAUGCUGAUGUUGUCAACAUUGUAAGAGCUAAAACAUCAGUAUCCCGCUCGUCGAGUCUCAAGGGGAAAGAACAUGAAUAUUCAAACAUACACGAUUCUGAUGCCGACUCACUGGCGUUUGCUGCAAAAUACUUCCUGGAUCAAUUGGAGCUCGCUACCUUGAACGUUGUUGAUGACGCUGUUAUCCACACCUCUCAACUAUACAUGGAACAUUUUACCAUGGGCGUUCAUCUCGAUUCACAUCAAGUUGCUGCUGCAAGUCUCAUUCUCAAAGAAAACUUUCAGUUUUACACCCAUUAUGGACAUUUUGCAACAGCCCUGAACCAUCUUAUACAGCGCGUCAAUUCUGAUUUUAUAUCAGCGCGGCGUCUGGAACUUCACUUGAUUGAGAUCGGAAAGAUGUAUCUACCUCCACAUGUCUACUUUGAUGGUUACAUACGCCACGUGAGGAAGCAAAUGAGCACUCUGUAUUUCAAAAAUGCAACCGGGAGGAACCUUCGGUCUGCAUAUUACUGUCAUGGCAUCGAGCUGAUAAAGACGAUAAUGAUCCCACCCUUGCAGCCGAUGAAUGCCCAAUCAAUUCAAGACAACGGACUGCCAGAUAGUGUGAUGGAGUACGCAUUUGAUGAUGAAGAUCUUGGAUUCUUCAACAACUCGACGGCACCAGAAACCUUCGAUUUUAGCGAGAAUCUCCCGUUUGAUGCUGGACAGCCCUUCGACUAUAUGAGCUUGCCGAACAGUGCACUGAACCCUCAACCGCUUCCUACACCCGCAGAUACCAGCUCGGUUCAGGCGACUCCAACAGCAGCCAAUUCGCCACCUACACCAGCAACUGCUGCAUCCUCGGCUUCCACGGCGAAGAUAAAGUCGGAUAUAGGCUGUACGCUAUGCAACUACACCCCCAAGGGCGAUCCUCGAUGGUUUAGUUGCAGCCUCUCCAAGCACAUGAGAUUGCAGCACUCAACAAAGCCUCCAAUAAUCUACCGUUGCCAAUACCCUGGAUGCACAAGCCAGUACAAAAACAGGCCAGACAAUUUGCGGCAGCAUCAGAUCGAGAAGGGUCAUUUUCCAGAUGGUCAAGAUGUCGGGAAGCGGUCGAACAAGAGGAGGAAAGUCGAGUGA